Monoraphidium neglectum is the source of this 369-nucleotide messenger RNA. RefSeq lists its product as hypothetical. The record is from RefSeq and is a predicted model, not a curated record. Bases 1 to 369 code for a protein of 122 amino acids. NCBI's taxonomy places the organism in Eukaryota, Viridiplantae, Chlorophyta, Chlorophyceae, Sphaeropleales, Selenastraceae. The transcript has a single exon.
AUGGCGCCCGGCCAGCCCUUUGACCUGAAGUUUAAUGUAGAGAUCGGCGGCGGCGAGCGCGUCACGCUCUGCGGCGCCGCGAGCUUUGACGCCGCCGUGUUCUGCGCGUCCCUGACCGCCGCGCGCCGCGUGGCGGCGACGCCGGCAGCCAGGUGGGCGCGCCGGCGCGCGCGGGUCGCGGCGGCGGCGAAGCGCUUCAUCGUGGCGGCGCUGUUCGGCGUGCCGCCGGGCGCCGGCAUGAGCAUAGUGGAUGCGUCCGUGCCCGGCCGCGCCGCCGUCAGGGCCGCCCCUGGCCGCGCGCCCGGCUGCCAGCCGGCGGAGGCCCUCGGCGCCGCGGCGUCCGGGUCGUCGGUUGGCGCCCAGAGGUGA